Messenger RNA from Ostertagia ostertagi, 576 nucleotides. Lineage: Eukaryota; Metazoa; Nematoda; Chromadorea; Rhabditida; Trichostrongylidae. The record is from the annotation of a GenBank genome assembly.
AUGCGAUUUAUGACACGAACUAUUUCGCUCGGCUCGAGCAUCAUGCGAGCAACAUCUCUUCGGUACUGCUCAACAGCUGGAUCGUCUGGUGCAAGUGCAGACUCUCCAGAGUCUUCCGAUGUGUUCGACGAUUUUGUGGAUAGUCUCGGACGUGAUGUGACGGAUAUGAACAGAGGCUUAACAUUUUCUCGUAUGUUACGGCAGUCGAAAUUUGUACAGCUAGGAGAUUUUAAUGGUCGCCUCGUCACUGGGAAGAUCGUGCAUCGAGUACAGGAUGAUCUCUAUAUCGACUUCGGAUUAAAGUUCAAUGCGGUCUGCAAGGCACCUGCAGUGAACUCUGAAGCUUACCGAGAAGGAGCUGCAGUAUUGUUAAGACUCCAUGAUCCAGAACUGAGCGAGCAAUUUCUUGGUUCCAAGCAUGACUUGACAUUACUUGAAGCUGAUGCAACGUUGAUUCGGCUUCUCCGUCGCCCCACUUCUGAAAAAGGAGGAGAGAGGGUCAGAAAACCUCGAAGCUCACUUGCUGACGAGUUACCCAUAAACGCUGGCGAUAAGCCAGAAAAUGCAGUUGCCUAG